Funneliformis geosporum is the source of this 1752-nucleotide messenger RNA. NCBI's taxonomy places the organism in Eukaryota, Fungi, Glomeromycota, Glomeromycetes, Glomerales, Glomeraceae. The record is from the annotation of a GenBank genome assembly.
AUGAACCUUUCAAAUACUUUACAGAAUUAUUUGACAAGAUCUUCAAAGAAUGAUAACGUUACGAUCGAGGACAGGAUUGUCAAAUUAAUCGAUCUGUACAUUAAAUGUUUACGAUACAAGAGCGAUUUUAAAGAGAUUGAGGUUCGAUUAAAUGAUAACGGGAUCUUUUACAUAUACAAGAAUCAAGAUUUUAAGAAUCUCAUGAAAAUCGAGACAAACUUAUUAUUUGAUUAUUCGUCAUACUUAAAAUAUCUAAGAUAUGAUGAUCUUUACAAUUUCAUAUCCAUUUAUCUGAGCUCUUUUUCAAAUGGUGUUUCGUUCGCCAAUAAUAUUAAGAAAUCAUUGUUCACGUAUAACCCGUAUAGCAUAAUAACGAAAAGAACGAUAGUUAUGGAGUUGUUUAAAAUCUUUUUAAAACAACAACAAAAUAUAAUUGAGUUAUCCAUAAGUACGAACUUUAUUAAUGACUUUAAAAAAUUCGAAAUAAAUCAUUUUAAUGGAAUCGAUCAAGAUUUAUUGGACAUCUUUAAAGAUCAAACCUUACCAAUUGGAAAGAAAGGUCGGAAGGGUAAUAAUAUAAAUACCCUUAUCUGUGGUGGAAUCAAAUUUGAUGAAAUCUUAAAGUUGUUACAAAAUAAUCUAAGGUUAACGUCCAUCAAAAAUUUUAUCAUAGAUUUUAAUUUACCCCCACAUAAUAACGACUUUAAUUUCGGUAAUCAUAAAUAUCAAAUUUCUUCAGAGAAGAUAAUAGAUUUCUUGUCGUUGCAAAAGAAAUUAAAAAAAUUAUGCGUAGUGGGAAGGUAUUAUGAGUUAUAUAAUAUAUUUUAUAAAUUAUCCGAUGAGAAUAUUUUAGAACAAUUAACUUGUCUGGAAUUUUACGGGAUUAUAUUUCAAAAUAGUUUGUCAAGUAAUCAAUCACUCAUGACCGGGAUCAUUCGAUGCCACAAUUUACACGAGCUGGUAUUUGAGGAUUGCGUAAACCUGACCAGUGAUAUUGUAUAUCAGCUGCGUAAUUCUCGAUUUACAUCCCUGAAAAAGUUCACCCUCAGGAACUGUUCGGGAAAAAACAUCAAUUCAAAAUCAUCUCACAACUCUAUAGCUACUUUAAUAAGGAACUCUCGUGGAGGUCUUGAAGAGGUUAGGUUUGGAAGAAAGUUGAAAUGGUUCAUAAGAAAGAUUUAUGACGUAGGCAAUAUCGUUUUGGAAGAGAUGACAAAAUGUGAGAAAUUGAAGGUGGUGGAAUUUUGCGUGUUGGUUGAAAUCGUUGACGAUUUCUUGGAGGUACUUGGGAUGUGCAAGAAUUUGGAAAAGGUAAACAUAUCGGUGGAUUACGAAUUAAGUGAUAAUGAAUCAUUUUGGAAAAGGUUUGGGAAUGCUUUAAGCGAGAAUCGUCCCGCGUUAAAUGAAUUAUCGAUUUGCAUUGGGGGCACCGGGGGGAAUGGUUGUGAGAAUGAAUUAUGGAUAGAGAUGUUUGAAUGGUUUUUCGGUUCAUGUGACAUUCCUAUUGAUAUAUUGAAAUUCCCAAUGUGUUAUUCCAUUAAUGAAAAUUAUCUCAAAAUUAUUGGAAGGUAUGCAAAAAGGGUUGGGGAUGUAAAGAAGGUAAUGUUGUGCGAAGGCGUCAUAAGGAAGAAAUAUGAUUGCACCUUGAUGAUCGAAGGCAUCCAAUCCGUACGCGUGUGUCGUGACGAUGUAGAGUUUGAUGAUGAUGAUUUGGUAAGGAGGGGGAGCAGGUUUCGUAAUGGCAUACAAUAA